CACCACCGAAAUUGUCAAACAAACCCAAGGGAAACAAGAUAAAAAGGAUUUUGCUUUGCCUAAUUUGUAAGCUUUGAGGUUGACUGAAAAAACUAUGGCGGAAGAGGGACAAGUAAUCGCCUGCCACACUGUUGAUUCAUGGAACCAGCAGCUCGAGAUGGGAAACCAGUCCAAGAAACUGGUGGUGGUGGAUUUCACAGCAUCAUGGUGCGGGCCAUGCCGUUUUAUAUCGCCAAUCCUGGUGGAUCUUGCUAAGAAGCUGCCCAACGUCAUAUUCUUGAAGGUGGACGUGGAUGAACUGAAUACUGUGGCUCAGGAGUGGGCUAUUGAGGCGAUGCCAACUUUUGUGUUUCUGAAAGAAGGCACCAUAAUUGACAAGGUUGUGGGUGCAAGGAAAGAAGAAUUGCAGCAGAAAAUUGCCUUUCAUUCAUCUAACCCGGUGCAGACAGCAUGAAUCAACAUUUAAAUGUACUUGAUGUCUGGAGUUGUUUAUGAAACUAGGAUCUUAUGAAUGUCUGACAGACAGACACUAAAUAAUGUGUGGUUGUAUUUAUAUUUGGCUACUCUCUGCCUUUUGUCCUUGUUUCUAUUUCAGAUCUUAUCUUAUAUUUAAAUUAGCGAAUGCUUUCUAUAA
Messenger RNA from Gossypium raimondii (Peruvian cotton), 634 nucleotides. RefSeq names its product thioredoxin H1. The transcript has 3 exons. The record is from RefSeq and is a predicted model, not a curated record. Lineage: Eukaryota; Viridiplantae; Streptophyta; Magnoliopsida; Malvales; Malvaceae. The coding region runs from base 95 to 454 and encodes 119 amino acids.